UAAGUACAUUACUUUUAACUGCUCGCCAUCAUUUAUUCGAUUAACGCAACAACGACGUGCUGUGUAUUUAAACUCAUUCCCGGUCCGGUCACCCGUUUUGUUUUCCCGUGUCUUCUGAUCAGGCUGCAUUGGAAUCCUUUCAGACUACAUACAUUACAAAAAGCUACAUUCAUUACAUUACAACGAUGGAGAAUGAUAACGAGCAAACAGCACUUCCGUACCACCCCUCGCACGAGUCCCAUCUGCUCCGCGUGCAGAACGACGGCUUCGAGAUCGAUCCCGACGAGAAGUACCUGCCCGAAGAAUUCCCGAAGGUCAUCGAGUCGCCGCUCGUCUGGAAGGGCGAGGAGGUGGCGGCCACGCCCGAACGGUGGAUCCUCCAGCUGAGCAAGGACGAUGUGGAUGAGAUCAAAGGAGCGAUGGAAGUGUUUCUAGACACGGGUGCACUGUUUAAGGAAAUCUCGCCCGCGACGUUCUCGCUGAGUCCCGAGUUACGGGAGCGCCUUGCGAAGCUCCGAGACUCGCUGUACGACGGAUUGGGAUUCGGCCUGAUUAAAGGCCUCAAUUCUCGCGACUACACCAUGAAGGAGAACAUCGUCAUCCACGCGGGUCUGACCAGCUACUUCGGUAGCAAGCGGGGGUACAUGGGGGCUCAGGGGAACGACGUUCUGGCGCACAUUCGGAACAUCCAGCAGCACUUCCCGGGGCAAGAUAUCGUGUCCCCAUCAUUCACGAACGCGGCAAUGACAUUCCACACCGACCUCGGCGACAUCGUCUCCAUCUUCACCGCGAGCAAGGGCACCUCCGGCGGCGCGUUCCGCAUCGCCAGCGCCUGGAAUGUCUACAACGUGUUACGCGCGACCCGUCCAGACGUGUUACGCACCCUGAGCCAGCCGUUCGUAUUCGACACCCUACACCCCGACAUCCCCUCGUACCAAAAACCGCUGCUGCACUUCCACGCGGGACGGGUGCUACUGCAAUCCUUCCGGCGGCCAUUCACGGGCUUCGGCGGCACCGCGCGGUCCGACACGCUGCCGGCACUAAGCUCUGCACAGAAACUGGCGCUGGACACACUGCACUUCGCCGCGCUAAACAGCUCCCUCACCAUCAACUUCGCAGACGGCGACCUCUGCGUCUUCAACAACCUCGCGCUGCUGCAUGCUAGGGACCAGCACGAGUCGCCGUCCACGUCCCACUCCGAGUCCCACCCCGAGUCCGCGCCCGCGCCCGCGUCUGUGUCUGUGUCCGCGCCCGAGUCCACGUUCGCGACCACGUCCGCGUCCGAGUCCGGGGAAGCGAGUGCGCGCCACCUACUGAAGAUGUUUGUCCGCGACGACGACGCGGAAAGGGCGUGGAGUAUCCCACCCGUGGUACAGGAUCAGUGGGAUGAGCUGUACGGAAGUAGAACGGACCCGCGGACCGAGGACUUUCCGUUCGAUUAUCCGCGCGGCGGGACGGUGCCGAAUUAUGGGUGGAGUCAGAAUGGUUGAAUCGGGGAUGACGGGGGGUGAACGGAGGGCGGGGUGUGAAUGGGGGUGGGACGGACGGGGUGAGGCGACGGGGGCUAAUGACGGG
Tricharina praecox is the source of this 1575-nucleotide messenger RNA. RefSeq lists its product as uncharacterized. The transcript has 5 exons. Gene Ontology annotation, molecular function: oxidoreductase activity. NCBI's taxonomy places the organism in Eukaryota, Fungi, Ascomycota, Pezizomycetes, Pezizales, Pyronemataceae. The record is from RefSeq and is a predicted model, not a curated record. Bases 186 to 1490 code for a protein of 434 amino acids.